GAGAGUGACUUCGGGAGGCGUUACAACUUGAGAUCGAGGCAGACCAUGGCGAGUGAGGGAGAAGUCGAGUCACUUCGCCGCCAGGUAGAAGAACAGAAGAUUCAGCUAGAGGAAGCGCUGCAGAGGGUCUCUCAGCUGGAGAAAGAGCUCGAAGAAGAACGGAAAUCCGUUCGACUGCAAGUGCUCGAAGCCAAGGAAGAGGUGAGAGAUAGAACAGAAAAGACGUUGGAUGACGUGAGAGCGCACCAGGAGCGUAUGCGCAAUGAGUAUACGGAAAUGCUGGCAAAACGGGAUUCACAAAUUGAGGAGCUCGUCCAGAAAUUGGAGGAUGCCAGAGAGAUAGCCCCACCCUUGGAGGAGGACGAAUUACGCACAGAGGAUGUUGCUGAGAGGGCAGAGAGCGCUAGCAGCCAAUCGUUGGGAACUACUAACCAGACAGGUAGGCAAAUGGAGGAGCAUCAAAGUCAUGAGUCGAGUGUUGCCAGUGCAAUGAGGGCCUGGAGUCUUCCUCGGUUGCAAAAGUUUACAGGGGAGAGGGUCAAUGACGAAGAUGGCUUCAAAACGGACAUGUUGCUAGGUUUUUCUGUUGCUUGGGAGAAUGCACAGAUGAGGAUCAAGGAUGCGCAAGAGCGGUACAAGCAGCAAUAUGACCGAUUCCGGAAACCUCACACCUUUCGGAUAGGCGAUCGAGUUUUCAUAGAAGAGGAGGUUGGAAAGAAAAAGAAAAUUGGACUGCCAUUUCGAGGUCCAUACCGGGUAAUCAAAACAACGGAGAACAACGUUGAAGUGAGACCAGUAGGCCGACCAGAAGAGCCUUCCAAGUGGUUGAAUGUGGAGAGAGUACGCCCGUGUCCCCAAGAGAUUGCUGAAGUGCCUUGUCCUGCAAGGAAAGGAAGAAGACGUCGGCAAAAACAGUCAUAACGACGACGGGACUGAACGUGAAUAGUGGGUAGUUCUGACUGGAUAUUUGGGAGUUGACGGCACGAGGGCGUGCCUUUUAGUGAACCGGGGGGUAAUGUAAGGUUGUAUUAUCAUCCGGGUAGUUAGAGAGAGAGAGAGUGGGGGUUCCUGGUUGUGUGUUGGCGGUCGUGCAGUAGUCGCGUGUGUGUUGGCCAAUAGACGGGAAACGUGAGUGCGAGUGGUGCAGUUAGCCUUGUGUGGCGCGAACAGC
Molecule: messenger RNA, 1171 nt
Organism: Corticium candelabrum
Lineage: Eukaryota; Metazoa; Porifera; Homoscleromorpha; Homosclerophorida; Plakinidae
Product: capping protein inhibiting regulator of actin dynamics-like
Exons: 1
Coding region: 46-921 (291 amino acids)
Source: RefSeq, a predicted model, not a curated record